CUACUCGUCUUUGUGCCUUUUUUCUAGUCUUCUACUUCCAAUUUCUCAAUUCUCGUUCAUCUCUAUCUCCAAAAACCAUGUAUCGAGUUGCAAAUGCCUGGGAAUAUCUGGCCAUCACCGGAUUCGGUAUUGACGAUAUAAGACUCGCCAAGAAGGCAUGGAUAUUUCCCGGCCAGUCCUGUACCGUCUUUGACGUCUCUCCUGUGAACUACACCUUCGAAGUUCAAGCCAUGAGCGCCGAGAAGCUCCCUUUCAUCCUUCCUGCCGUCUUCACCAUAGGUCCUCGCGUAGACGAUGAAGCCAGCCUUCUCACUUACGCCAAGCUCAUGUCUGCCCAUGACAAGCUCUCCAACCAUUGCAAGGACCUCGUCAGUGGCAUCAUCGAAGGAGAAACCAGGGUUCUCGCUGCUUCCAUGACCAUGGAACAAAUUUUCAAAGGAACCAAAGAGUUUAAACAGCAGGUUUUUGAGAAAGUUCAGCUUGAACUCAACCAAUUUGGCUUGCUGAUUUACAACGCUAAUGUCAAACAGCUCGUGGACGUCCCAGGACAUGAGUAUUUUUCUUACUUGGGUAAGAAGAUCCAGAUGGAGGCUGCCAACAAGGCCAAAGUAGAUGGGGCGGAGGCAACGAUGAAUGGUGAGGUUGGAGCCAAGAUGAGAAUGGGCCAGACGCUGCAAAAUGCUGCAAAGAUUGAUGCGGAGACGAAGAUCAUAUCAACUCAGAGGGAGGGUGAGGGAAAGAAGGAAGAGAUAAGGGUAAAAACAGAUGUGAAGGUUUAUGAGAACCAGAGAGAGGCGGUGCUUGAGGAGGCUAAUGCCGAACUGGCCAAGAAGAAGGCCGGAUGGUCUAAGGAGGCCCGAGUGGCGGAGGUAGAGGCAGCAAAGGCGGUGGCGUUGAGAGAUGCUGAGUUACAGAAGGAAGUGGAGAGAAUGAAUGCUCUCACCAGAACAGAGAAACUCAAAGCAGAGCAUCUCAGCAAAGCCAGUGUUGACUAUGAAACAAAGGUGCAAGAGGCAAACUGGGAACUGUAUAAGAAACAGAAGGCGGCGGAGGCGAUUUUGUACGAGAAGGAAAAAGAGGCAGCGGCGCAAAAGGCAAUAGCCGAUGCGGCGUUUUACUCCCGUCAAAAGGUCGCCGACGGUGAAUUGUACGCCAAGCAGAAAGAGGCAGAAGGACUCAUGGCCGUUGCGCAAGCUCAGGGCGUCUAUGUGAAGACACUCAUGGAUGCGUUUGGAGGAAACCACUCCGCUACGAGGGAUUACUUGAUGAUCACCAACAGAAUGUUUCAGGAGAUGGCAAAGGUUAACGCGGAAGCCGUGCGGGGUCUGCAACCAAAGAUUAGCAUCUGGACUAACGGCGGAGAGGCGGCAGGUGGCGGCGGCGCCGGUGAUGCGAUGAAAGAGGUGGCAGGCGUUUAUAAGAUGCUUCCGCCACUGUUUAAGACGGUUUACGAGCAAACAGGGAUGACGCCGCCUUCUUGGAUGGGAGCUUUACCCGAUUCCAACCACCUGGCAUCAGAUUAAAGUUAUAACUUAGAUGCUUAUAUCAAUUAAAUUCUGUUUUUAUUC
Rubroshorea leprosula is the source of this 1568-nucleotide messenger RNA. The record is from the annotation of a GenBank genome assembly. Lineage: Eukaryota; Viridiplantae; Streptophyta; Magnoliopsida; Malvales; Dipterocarpaceae.